GUUGGAUUCUGUCUCUGUUUAAUUUGCCCUUUGGUUUUUAAUUUACUCUUUUCCUGUUAUCAGCACUUAGUUCUGCAAGCGUACACCACCUCCAGACAGCACCAGCUACCCCCAAUUUUUCGAUAAUACCCUAUUUCGGCCACUUGCGACAAGAACUAGAGCACGGUAAAGUCAUUAACCUAAAUAACACAUACCCACAAAUUUUCGGAAUGGACUCUCAGGUAUCUAAAAUGGCACCUCUCUUCGACACGCAGUUCCAGAGUACCAGUCAAUCUACACAAGGCCAGGACCAGUUUGACUGGGUUGGUCCGGCCAGUGUGGGCGCCAACGCCAACACCAAGGCCAACGCCGCUGCGCCUGCAUUGGAAAAACCCGCCUUGAAUCUUUCCAACUCUCUGAGCAGCAUAUUCUUCAACAACAUAUACAAUGACGCAGAGACUGCUGGAGUGGCCCAACAGGACAUCCCAGAGACCCGUCAGGACGACGCUGGCGCGGACAUUUCCUCCACCUUGCUGCAACUGAUAAACGAGAAACCUUUGGUGACGGACAUGAAAUCGACUCCAAGGUGCGCCACCCGCCUCAACUUUGAUGUCAACCCGCUCCUCUUCACCCAACCGGUGACCGGCAUCCCUCCAGCCGAUGUCAGUCCUCAGUUCAAGGACCCACAGUCUAUCUCACAAUCAGGGGUGAAUAACGACAACAACAGCAUCACCAACAACAGCAACAACACUGACGAACAGUACAAUAGUCUGUUCACCUACUUGAUGAAUGCUAACCAAGAUGUCAGCACCCCGGCAAACGACUACUACAGCAUCCACACCCCGGUUGCCAGCGACAUGUCUCUCUCGCCUUAUCAGAGGCGCCGCUUGGAGAGCGGAGUGAGCGGCAGCAGUGCGAAUGGCGGAAGCGAUGAUUUUCUGAUGAUGCAGGGCGACUUGCUCAGCGAUGCCACGAGCGUGACGUAUUUGGACGAGCACAGCUUGUCCAAGUUCAACGACUUUUCGAACAUGGGGAUGAACCCUAACACAAACACAUUGGGCGGUGUCGACACGGGAAGUGACAGAUUCAACACAGAUAACAAUACUAUGGCCAGAGAUAGAUUGUUUUCGAGCUUCUCGGAGGUGGAGACACUCAACGAAGAGAUGAAGGAGGCCCUGAAUGAGGCUCGUCUGCAGUUGCCCAUCUCCCUACCCAGCCAGGGCAUGAGCCUCUACUCGGAGAAAGGCGACGGCCAAGGCGUGGCCGAGGGCAGCAGCAGAAGAAGAAGCGAUGUCACUAGUGCACACACGGGUGGUUUGAACAACUACCAGGACAUGGACAGUAACGACGAAAGCAAUGAAUUCGGCACUGGUGACAGCGAGAGCGACGGAGAGAACAAUGGCGACGAUGACGAUAACGGCGACAACAACGACAGUGACGACGACACGAACAUUUCAGGAAACUGCAGCGACGACGACAGUUUUGAAGGCACAGGCGAGGUAAAGAGAGGGGCGAUGGCGGUCAAAAGAGCCAGAAACCACGCACGGGGCAAGAGCGCCGGAUCGGGCAGCACGGCCUUUGCAGGCGGCCUGGCCAACGGCAUUGGCAAGACCGACAAGCAGUUCAAGUGCAGCAAGUGCACCAGCUCGUUCACAAGAAAAACAAGACUCACGGAGCACGUGAACCGCGUGCAUCUGGGCAAGAUCUACCACUUCAAGUGCAACCAGUGUGGAACCCGUUUGAGCUCGAAGGAGAACCUCACGCGGCACAGCAUUGUGCACACGGACAAGUUCAAGUGCAAGCGUUGCAACAGGCGUUUUGACCGAAGCUACAGAUUCCAACGCCAUUUAGAGAAGUGCAACAUGGCACACUACUGAGGUGGUGUAAAUCUGUACCAGCAGCACCCAUUCAGUUUUUCCUUUUUAGAUCUUUUUAUUGCUUCACCACAGCUAUUUAAUUUUUACAGUAUUUACGACGCUUAACGCUUAAUCUCAAUCUAUCUUCGAGUAGCACCACCAGCC
Molecule: messenger RNA, 2000 nt
Organism: Pichia membranifaciens NRRL Y-2026
Lineage: Eukaryota; Fungi; Ascomycota; Pichiomycetes; Pichiales; Pichiaceae
Exons: 1
Coding region: 231-1856 (541 amino acids)
Biological process (GO): regulation of transcription by RNA polymerase II
Cellular component (GO): nucleus
Molecular function (GO): RNA polymerase II transcription regulatory region sequence-specific DNA binding; DNA-binding transcription factor activity, RNA polymerase II-specific
Source: RefSeq, a predicted model, not a curated record